This is a messenger RNA of Lasiosphaeria miniovina, 222 nucleotides long. RefSeq lists its product as uncharacterized. NCBI's taxonomy places the organism in Eukaryota, Fungi, Ascomycota, Sordariomycetes, Sordariales, Lasiosphaeriaceae. The coding region runs from base 1 to 222 and encodes 73 amino acids. The record is from RefSeq and is a predicted model, not a curated record. The transcript has 2 exons.
AUGGCCAGGCAGAAGAUGGUCAGGCAGAAGAUGGUCAAGCAGAAGAUGGUCAAGCAGAAGAUGGUCCGCCCGUCGCCAGAGAAACUCAGAUCCUCAGACGAGAAACGAUUCAAGGCAACCGAGGAAGAAGUUGAGAAGCAGCUCAGCGACCAGGACGGAGAUUAUACCCCAGACACCCACCUCUCGACGAGCAGGGACCUGUCCCGAUCCUUAACCCACUGA